This is a messenger RNA of Raphanus sativus (radish), 1595 nucleotides long. RefSeq names its product omega-6 fatty acid desaturase, endoplasmic reticulum. The record is from RefSeq and is a predicted model, not a curated record. Gene Ontology annotation, biological process: lipid metabolic process. The coding region runs from base 177 to 1331 and encodes 384 amino acids. The transcript is spliced from 2 exons. NCBI's taxonomy places the organism in Eukaryota, Viridiplantae, Streptophyta, Magnoliopsida, Brassicales, Brassicaceae. Gene Ontology annotation, molecular function: oxidoreductase activity.
UGCCCAUUUCCUUCUGACCAGAAACCAGAGAGAGAGAGUUUCAUUACCAAAGAGAGAGAGAGAUAGAAAGGAGAGAGAGAAGGUAGAGAGAGAGUUUGCGGAGGAGCUUCUUCGUAGGGUUCAUCGUUAUUAACGUUAAAUCUCUAUCCCCCCCUACGUCAGCUGAAGAAAACAAAAUGGGUGCAGGUGGAAGAAUGCAGGUAUCUCCUUCUCCCAAGAAGUCAGAAACCGAAACCCUCAAACGCGUACCCUGCGAGACACCUCCCUUCACUGUAGGACAGCUCAAGAAAGCGAUCCCACCGCACUGUUUCAAACGCUCCAUCCCUCGCUCAUUCUCCUACCUCAUCUGGGACAUCAUCAUAGCCUCCUGCUUCUACUACGUCGCCACCACUUACUUCCCUCUCCUCCCUCACCCUCUCUCCUACUUCGCCUGGCCUCUCUACUGGGCCUGCCAAGGCUGCGUCCUAACCGGCGUCUGGGUCAUAGCUCACGAGUGCGGCCACCACGCCUUCAGCGACUACCAGUGGCUAGACGACACCGUCGGUCUCAUCUUCCACUCUUUCCUCCUCGUCCCUUACUUCUCCUGGAAGUACAGUCACCGACGCCAUCAUUCCAACACCGGCUCCCUCGAGAGAGACGAAGUCUUCGUCCCCAAGAAGAAGUCUGACAUCAAGUGGUACGGCAAGUACCUCAACAACCCUCUCGGACGCACCGUCAUGCUAACCGUCCAGUUCACCCUCGGCUGGCCCUUGUACUUGGCCUUCAACGUCUCGGGCAGGCCUUACGACGUUGGCUUUGCUUGCCAUUUCCACCCCAACGCUCCCAUCUACAACGACCGCGAACGCCUCCAGAUAUACGUCUCCGACGCCGGUAUCCUCGCCGUCUGCUACGGUCUCUACCGUUACGCCGCUGCUCAGGGUCUGGCCUCGAUGGUCUGCCUCUACGGGGUUCCGCUUCUGAUUGUCAACGGGUUCUUAGUCUUGAUCACUUACUUGCAGCACACGCACCCUUCUCUGCCUCACUACGACUCCUCGGAGUGGGAUUGGUUGAGGGGAGCCUUGGCUACCGUGGACAGAGACUACGGAAUCUUGAACAAGGUCUUCCACAAUAUCACGGACACGCACGUGGCGCAUCACCUGUUCUCCACGAUGCCGCACUACCACGCGAUGGAAGCUACCAAGGCGAUAAAACCGAUACUGGGGGAUUAUUACCAGUUCGAUGGGACGCCAGUGUUUAAGGCGAUGUGGAGGGAGGCGAAGGAGUGUAUCUAUGUAGAGCCUGACAGGCAAGGUGAGAAGAAAGGUGUGUUCUGGUACAACAAUAAGUUAUGAGGAAGAUGAUAUAUGGUGGAAGAACAAAAGAAGAUAUUUUCCAUUGAUCUUUCUAUUGUUGUCUCUGGUCGUCUUUGUUUUUAAGAAGCUAUGUUUUUUUCAAUAAUCUAAAUUAUCCAUUUUGACAUUUUGGCUAAAAUUAUUGUGAUAUGGGACGUUAGUAGUCUAAAUGUCUUUGUGUCUGUAUUGUUCUUCUCAUCGCUGUUAUGUUUGGGAUCGUAGAAAUGUGACUUUUCGGACUACUAAACUCGUCGUGUUAUCUUA